Messenger RNA from Acomys russatus (golden spiny mouse), 932 nucleotides. It is a transcript of the gene Tmem14a, whose product is annotated as transmembrane protein 14A. Gene Ontology annotation, biological process: regulation of heme biosynthetic process. Bases 188 to 487 code for a protein of 99 amino acids. Gene Ontology annotation, cellular component: mitochondrial membrane. The transcript has 5 exons. Lineage: Eukaryota; Metazoa; Chordata; Mammalia; Rodentia; Muridae. The record is from RefSeq and is a predicted model, not a curated record.
ACUCCACGCCUCAUAAACCAGCUCCCGGGUGGACUCCGACCUGUGUACGUUACAGCUGGUCGCAGUGAGGGAGUGCGCUGGCGCAGUACUGCUUCCGGAGUGAGGUACUGCGCUUGCGCGCCGCUGCCUUUUUCCGCCUUCGCCAGAUGCAGCAAGGGCUCAAGGUUGCAGACUUGCAUCUUUACCAAUGGACCUGGUUGGUUUUGGUUAUGCAGCCCUCGUGACAAUUGGAAGUAUUUUGGGAUAUAAGCGAAGAGGUGGAGUUCCAUCUUUGAUUGCUGGCGUUUCUGUUGGACUUUUGGCUGGCUAUGGAGCCUACCGUGUCUCCAAUGACAAACGGGAUAUCAAAGUGUCACUGUUUACAGCUUUCUUCCUGGCCACCAUAAUGGGUGUGAGAUUCAAGAGGUCCAAGAAAGUAAUGCCUGCUGGUCUGGUUGCAGGCUUAAGCCUUAUGAUGAUCCUGAGACUUGUCCUGCUGUUGCUUUAGCACCUAGAGGAGCCAAGAGCCAAAUCCCAUCAUGCUCCUGUGCCGGGCGGAGCAGGUUUCUGCACUUAAAACUUCAAUUUAAAUACAUGGGAAACGUCUUAUAUUGAAAUGAAAAUAGUGUUGUCGUCCUAAUAUUUAAAAUAAUCAGCCAUGUUUGUUUGCCCUCCCCCCUUUUGUUGAAAGCACAAAUUUUAGCUGUUUCUGUUCAUUAAUCCUGGUCUUUAAAGAGUUGUUGUAUGUUCAUUUACUUUGUCUCAUGUCAUGUAUGGAAUUUGGGGGCUUGCUGUUCUCUGAUUUUGACAAUUCCAAACACUUAUGACUCAAAUAAGUUUAAGUUAAACUGCAGCCUCUCAGGUAAUGGGAUUCCUUGAGGGAGCCACAGAGGGUGUUAAUGAGUUGUAUGCCAUUUUGGUACACUAGGGAUUUUAUUUUCAUUGUUGUUGGG